Molecule: messenger RNA, 1462 nt
Organism: Culex quinquefasciatus (southern house mosquito)
Lineage: Eukaryota; Metazoa; Arthropoda; Insecta; Diptera; Culicidae
Product: SAP domain-containing ribonucleoprotein
Exons: 3
Coding region: 149-1144 (331 amino acids)
Biological process (GO): poly(A)+ mRNA export from nucleus
Cellular component (GO): nucleus
Source: RefSeq, a predicted model, not a curated record
GACGGAGAGAGUGGAACAACUGCAAACGGAGAGAAAAAAAAAGUUCGUCUGCCUACAAGUAGGAAUACUUUUCUAGAAAAAUAAUCUUUUAUCGAGUGAUUUCGGGUUUUGAGACAAUCGCUGAACGGUUAGAGGAAGCGCCAGCACGAUGAGCGAUCACGACGUUUCGAAAAUGAAGGUUGCGGAUCUCAAGAAAGAGCUGAAGAACCGAGGCCUCAGCACGCUGGGGAACAAGAACGAGCUGGUGGACCGUCUGCAGGGGGCACUGAUUGACGGUGGUGAUCCGCUGGAGGAAUCGGAUUUGUUGGAAGAUGACGAGCUAAACGACGACAUCCUGGAGGAGGAGGAGGAUAAACACGCGGACGUAACGGCCGAAGAGGACCAGAUGCUCAAGUCUCCCACGCCCAGUGAAGCUUCCAAGUCGGAAUCGCCCGAACAGUUGAGCAAAUCUACCGAACAGCUGCACGAAACCAAGAAAGAUGAAGAAAAUUCGUCGACCGCAGCGGCGGCCGCUCCCCAGAAGAAGGUAGCCCUGAAGCGUAAUAUAUCGAUUUCGGUGCCAACUCCGGCCGCGGUGACCGUCCCGGCAGCCGCCACUGAAGAGUCCAAAAAAGACGGCGACGACGAAAACGGAACGGACCAAAAGUCGGACGAACCGGAGAAGAAAGUUGUCAAGCUGACCCAGUUGACGGCUCUGGAAAGGCUUGAAAUGCGUGCCAAGAAAUUUGGAGCGGCCGCCCCUGUAUCGGAGUCGAAACUCCAAGCCAGGGCGGCCCGCUUUGGGCUGGAUUCCGAGUCCAAGACCACUCCAGCAGGAACUAUGACCGCGACGACGACCUCUAGCCUGGAAGCACUUAAGAAGCGUGCCGAACGAUUCGGCGUCUCCGUUUCGGACAAACUCACCAAGAUCGAUCAGCAGGAAAAGCUUCAGAAGCGCCAGGAACGAUUCGCUGGAACGGCAGCAGCAGCACCGGCAGCCGCGGUGACCACCACCGAGGCCGGCAGCACCGUUGCCGUUACCACGCCGAAGCUGACCGCCACGGGCAAGGUGGCCAUUACCGCAAACAGCAGCAGCUCCAGCUCGAAAACCGACUACGCCGAACGGGCUCGCCUCCGGCUGGAGAGAUUCAAAAACACGGCUUAAUUUCAUACCCAACUUCGCGGCGGAUCGUGGUCCCACAAACACACACAUUAGUUUUAACGGUUAAACUACAAAUGAAGUGUUAGAAAGUAGUUUUUUUCUUAAACCCCCCUUUUCCGGACGAGAGAGAGAGUGUGAGUUCAAUUUUGGUUUGCUUAUAAUUUUGGGAUUUCCCUUCCACUUCUAUUGUAUACCUCUACUAGUUCUUACCAUCUUCAAACAAACUAACAAAAAUACUGUAACGUUCAUGUAAAACUUUUACAUACAUUUGUAAUCAUCAUGAAACAGAGAGAUCCAAUAAAUCCAGCAGUAAGCAAAAUA